CGGGCACGCGCAGGAGUAGAGGCGUGGGGGGGGGGCGGGGGACGGCUCGCUUGCUCCCUCGCAAGAUGGCGGACGAGGACGGGGAAGGGAUUCACCCCUCAGCCCCUCACAGGAAUGGAGGCGGCGGCGGAGGGUCUGGGCUCCACUGCGCCGGGAACGGCGGCGGGGGAGGCGGCGGCCCGCGGGUCGUGCGCAUCGUCAAGUCUGAGUCCGGCUACGGCUUCAACGUGCGGGGCCAAGUGAGCGAGGGCGGGCAACUGCGGAGCAUCAACGGGGAGCUGUACGCGCCGCUGCAGCAUGUGAGCGCCGUGCUGCCCGGGGGGGCGGCCGACCGGGCCGGGGUGCGCAAGGGGGACCGCAUCCUGGAGGUGAACGGCGUGAAUGUUGAGGGGGCGACACACAAGCAGGUGGUGGACCUGAUCCGAGCAGGAGAGAAGGAAUUGAUCUUGACAGUGUUGUCUGUACCUCCUCAUGAGGCUGAUAACCUAGAUCCCAGUGACGACUCCUUGGGACAAUCAUUUUAUGAUUACACAGAAAAGCAAGCAGUGCCCAUAUCGGUCCCCACUUACAAACAUGUGGAGCAGAAUGGUGAGAAGUUUGUGGUGUACAACGUUUACAUGGCAGGGCGGCAGCUGUGUUCUAAGCGGUACCGGGAAUUUGCCAUCCUGCACCAAAACCUGAAAAGGGAGUUUGCCAACUUUACAUUUCCUCGACUCCCAGGAAAGUGGCCGUUCUCAUUAUCAGAGCAACAGCUCGAUGCCCGGCGUCGCGGACUGGAAGAAUAUCUAGAGAAGGUGUGUUCAAUCCGAGUCAUUGGUGAGAGUGACAUCAUGCAGGAGUUCCUGUCAGAAUCUGAUGAGAAUUACAAUGGUGUGUCUGAUGUAGAGCUGAGAGUAGCUUUACCGGAUGGAACAACAGUCACCGUCAGAGUUAAAAAGAACAGCACUACAGACCAAGUGUACCAGGCUAUUGCAGCAAAGGUUGGCAUGGACAGUACAACAGUGAAUUACUUUGCCUUAUUUGAAGUGAUCAAUCAUUCCUUUGUACGUAAGCUGGCACCUAAUGAAUUUCCUCAUAAACUCUACGUCCAGAAUUACACGUCAGCGGUGCCCGGCACCUGCCUGACUGUCCGCAAGUGGCUCUUUACCACAGAGGAAGAGGUCCUCUUAAAUGACAAUGACCUUGCUGUUACAUACUUCUUUCAUCAGGCUGUUGAUGAUGUGAAGAAAGGUUACAUUAAAGCAGAGGAGAAGUCUUACCAGUUACAGAAGCUGUUUGAACAAAGGAAAAUGGUCAUGUACCUCAACAUGCUAAGGACUUGUGAGGGCUACAAUGAAAUCAUCUUCCCACACUGUGCCUGUGACUCCAGGAGGAAGGGGCACGUUAUCACAGCCAUCAGCAUCACGCACUUUAAGCUUCAUGCCUGCACUGAAGAAGGGCAACUGGAGAACCAGGUCAUAGCAUUUGAAUGGGAUGAAAUGCAGCGAUGGGACACAGAUGAAGAGGGGAUGGCCUUCUGUUUUGAAUAUGCACGAGGAGAGAAGAAGCCUCGAUGGGUUAAAAUCUUCACACCAUAUUUCAAUUACAUGCAUGAAUGCUUUGAGAGGGUAUUCUGCGAGCUCAAGUGGAGAAAAGAGGAAUAUUAGUUAGAGACUGAUUGUCCCAUGUGAGCCAGGACAUUCUCCCAGCAAGGCUGGCCUCUGGAUGGUGAAUGGGCUAUGCACAAAGCCCUGCUUCUCCCCUUGUGUAGGGGUGGACACUGGCUGCAGGCUCUUCCACCUCUCAUGGCUUCAUGGACCCUCUUCUGCCUGUUUGUUUGAUUUUUAUUGUUGUUGUUGUUUUAAUCAAAUAACCCUCCAUGCUGUUCCUGACCCAGGAGAGCACCUGCCCUGAGUUUUAGCCAUCUGCCGGGAUAAGUCACAGUAGGGUCUUUCUUCACUAACCAAGAACAUACAUGUGGGGGAAAUUUGUCGCACUGUUGUUCACAGCAUCCGUGCUGGAGCAGAAUUUAGAAAACUGUCUAAAUACUCAGCUACUUAAAUUCUCAGAGAAAAUCAGGGAAUCAAAAGGUCCGGUCAGUCAUGUGGAAGUUGAUGUUCUUGCUAUAGUAGAAAGAACACUGGGCUCUGAAAGUCACCUGGGAUUUCUCCUGCUUCUUUGGUCUGUGAUUUUGGGUAAAGCAACUUCCUUAGAUCUGAAUUGUCUCUUGUAAAACAGGAAGACUGAGCCAGGUGGUGGUAGUGAGAGAGAGUUCUCUGUGCUCAAGGAGGCUGUGGUUCUGGAUGGGAAGCUGGUCAAGCUGUCAGCUAGGCUUGCUGCUCCAGCUCUGUCUGAGGAUUGUCUCCAGAUCAGAGUCCACGCUGCUCCUCAAUAACUCUUCUUUUUUUUUUUCCUUUCAGAAUAUUUUCCAGAUGGCGAGGUCACAGCAGAGGGAUGUGGCCACCUAGCCUUUCCUCAUUCCAUCCCUUCUCCUUGCCCUCAUUCUCUUGGCCCUCUUGUCUCCCAUGUCAGACAGUAACCAUUAACACAAAAGAAGAAAAAAAGGUCGUUAUAUCCCAAAGUCCUAAGCUAAAUAUUAAUAAUUCCCUGUGAACUUCACGUCUCUGGAACUGAGCUGGUAGAGAACAGCAGGUUGAUAGUGCCAGAAGUCCACUGAGAUCAGACAGAAGUAAGCCCACCAACUCACCAAAGGCACCCUUGUCGUUUCCCCAGGCCUCGUACCAACAAACUCUCCUGUACUAUAUUUUUAAAACUGGAACUAUGAACUCCAUCCGUUUGCACUGUUCAAGCAUAUAUAUGUAUGUAUGUAAAAAAUUAUAUAUACACAAAUUAGCUGCACGUAUAUACAUAUAUAUUUCUUUUUAAAUUUCCUAUUGAUGGCAGUACCUUUUUUAGCUUGUGUUUUUACACACCUUUCACUGAAUUCAUGACCUCUCUCUUGCUCUCUUUAUUUUGAAACAAACUUUAAAAAGGAAAAAAAAAUUACAGGGAAAAUACCUCUCCUCAUGCAGGACUCAGAAAGUUUACAACCUGCUUGGUUCCCCCCCCUUUUUUUUGUGUUGAGUACAGUUUCUGGCUAUUGGUUUGCCAUAGAGUCCGAGGAGCAAGGAAUGUAUGUCUUUAUCUUCAAGAGGGUGCUGAGGAGGAGAAAGGCUGUUUCUCAAGAGCAACUAGACUGCAGGUCUACAGGGAGUCUAAAGACCUAUGGUCUCCAUUCCAAGUCAUUGUGACUGACUAGUCCAUUCUGCAUCUCCUUCCUGUUUCUUUCGGGCCUUUUAUAUGCUUCCUUUCAACUGGCCCAAAACAGAGGUGAGGGUAGUGUCAGGGAGCUGUCACCAUAGGAAACUUCUCUUCUGCAACAGGGACAGUAUUAGGAACAUACGGAGGGAAGGAAGGAAGCAGUGCCUCAUGUUUAUAAGGGUUUACCUCCUCCGUUCCUGUGGAGUAACUACCUUUAUUUUAUACCCUCCAUGACUUCCUUAAACAGUUUUGUGGGGAGGGAGUGACUUGGGGAAACUUAGAGUCUGGGUCUCUGUCAACCAAAUCAUAGCCCUGUUCAUGCCAGCUCAGGGCCAGGAAGAAGUGGAAUAUGCUUGAUUUCAGUUGGUCUCCACUCUUUACUUCAAAGGGGACUGGAGAGAAGUCUCUCAGAGUUCUUCAUCUGGGGCUGGAUUGGGCCUCAGUGGGCAGAGUGCUUGCCUGGUGUACACAAAGCCCUAGGUUCCACCCCAGCACAGCAUAAAUCUGGGUGUGGUGGUGCACACCUGUAAUCUCAGCACUUAGUCAGAAGUUCAAGCCCAUCCUGAGUUCAGGGUUAUCCUUGAUUCCAUGAGACCCUGUCUCAGAAGUAGAAGAGGUCUUUGUCUGCCCUUGCAUUUGGACUUCUAGGGCCCAAGAACUACAUUAGGGGCAUAGGCCAGGGCUGGCACUAGGGUAAUAUUCUCAGACCUUGAGUUCCUGCUUCCCCGCUGUACCUUCCAAAUAGAAGCCUCCAUCGGCUGGCAUCUGGGCUUUAUACAGCUGGAAGGCAGCCGGAAUUGGGUGGUGUUGGCAGUGUUGGGUUUGGUUUAAAACUUCAUACUGCUUUUAUACUGGUUUUGCAGAUUACUAGGAGACCACUUUUCUGUCUCUAUUAUUCUGGCAGCCACUUGUUAGGACAGCCUGUUCCUUCCCUCUACAAAUCUGUGGGACCACAGAGUAUAAAAUAUACGAGUGGUGAGUGUUUAAAGUUGGAGAGGGUGGUACUUGAUUUGAAGGCUUUGAUCCAGGAUCAACUCUUCCUUCUGGCUUUAAUCCUGAGUCUGAGUACCUUAAAAGUAGAUGCAUUGAUUUCUACUCCAAGGUACUUUGGAGGUCAUCUUUGUUCAAACUGUAAAAAUAGCAACAGUGUGCUCCUGUUCCCUCAGUGAGAGAGGCAUGAAAGAGUCUACUUAACAGCCUUCUAGAGAAGAGAUGGCUUUUUGGAGGUCUCUAAGUAUGAGCCCCAAAGGUGUUGGCCUGUUAACAGAAUCUGUGUAGGAGCAGCCUGGGUCUGCAGUCUCAUAGCUGCAGCAAGGAGACGGGAAGGGGGAGACCCCGAGGGCUCAGAGUAGGGCUCCAGUCAUGGAGGCAGAGGCCACCAAGGCCAGAGACCCACAGCAUCCAGCCCCUUUGCAUGAAGCAGUGUUAGAUGUAACUCUACUCCAUCUGCCCAUUUCCCCUGCACUUUUUCUUUAGUCCCUACUAUGUUUUGUAGUCCUGGCUUCUGCCCAGGGUGGCAUCUGUCUCCCAGUCUUCUUUUGCAGUUUGUCUCUGAGAAAGGGAAUCCGCCUCCCCAUCUUCACCCCAGCAGGAUCUUCCUGCUCUCCCAUUGUCUCCUCCAUGUUGAGUUUCUAUGAGACAAAAAUUCAGAAGAUUUUUAUGGACCCUGAGAAACCUGACCCGUAGGAAGCUUUGUUUGGGUAGUGCUUUGAGCUUGCUGCUCUUUGUAUUUUUAUCCUGGUGCACAUUUUCCUGCCCUCCCCAUGCCGAGGCCUAAGCUCAGCACAGCUACAUAUACUUUAGUGCUUAGGGCAGCUCCGAGGCCUGGACAGAGCUCUCAGGGAGGAACGAGAUAAAUAUUCCAGCAUCCUCUUGCCUGGCCCAUUUAGUUUUAUCCUUUAGUUACCUGGGCCAGUAGCUUUGAGUUACCCCUUUUAUAGCUCCAACCCUGUGCUUGGAGCAGCAAAGUAGGGCACUGAUAAGAGGGGACACCUCUUUCAUCUCAGAAUUUCCAGCUUAAGGGCCAGCUCCUAGAAAGCCGCUUUCUUAAAGGGACCUGCAUGCAUAUGAGUUGACCUUAAGUCUCCCGGACUGGAGGGUCUCCCUGUCUCCUGUCCAUUAAUAUGUCUGGGGAUGGCCUCAGCACAUGGCUGCUCCUUCGCCAGUUUCGUGGGUUACUUUAACUUCAUUUUGGAGGAGGGAGAGAGUGGCCGAAUACUCAGAACUAGUGGGAGGGAGAAUGCUUCUAUAGCCCCCCACCUUGGUUUCCUCUUAAUCCAACCUGAGUGCAUCUGCCAGGCUCCCUCUACCUAGACAGCAGCAGCUUUUUCAGCAGUAACUGAGGUGUACGGAAACUGGGCUCUAGGGAGGAACAAGACUGAAGAGGGGCUGACUCUGGUAGGAGCACCUGGCCAGCUGCUAAACGUGGGUGCCAACUUGAUAUCAAGCCCCCUUUUAAGCCAGUGAGCUGGGCUUCAGUUUUUCCCAGGCCAUGCAUCCUUUUAAUUUAUUUGAGAGAAACUCUUAAUUGUAUUUUCACUGCAGUAUCUUGUAUUUUUAUUUGUGAUCUAUGAAAUGUGAAGAGAAAAUGCAGAGACCACACUGGCUCCAGUGUUUCUCCAGCCCCUGCUCUAGAGCUAACCACUCUAAGAUUGUUUGGUAAUGUCACUUAGUGUAAUUAAUUGUAACAUAUUCUUUUAAAUAAAUUGAUUUAUUGAUGAAA
This is a messenger RNA of Microtus ochrogaster (prairie vole), 5962 nucleotides long. RefSeq names its product sorting nexin 27 (gene Snx27). Gene Ontology annotation, biological process: endocytic recycling; intracellular protein transport; signal transduction. The record is from RefSeq and is a predicted model, not a curated record. Lineage: Eukaryota; Metazoa; Chordata; Mammalia; Rodentia; Cricetidae. Gene Ontology annotation, molecular function: protein binding; phosphatidylinositol-3-phosphate binding. Gene Ontology annotation, cellular component: early endosome.